AUGUCUACCACAGUUACUACGUCGCUUGCAACUCCUGGUACCGCUGGUGGCCCCAGCAGCCCCCCUGUGUCAACCGGCGGUGCUGGCGGCGAUUUGGGCGACGGUAGUGGUGGUGGUGGAAGAGGAGGAAGUGGAAGAGGAAGCGAAGGAGAAGGGUCUAACGGCAGCAAUGGAGCUUCAUCAACUUCCGGGCAUACAGCUUCGGGCACAACAAUCGUACAAGUCCCCACGGCAGGUGGCGAAGCCAUCCGGCCUGGCGAGUGGGUGCUGUUUAUGAUCGGUUUGCUUAUGGCCUUCUAG
Colletotrichum acutatum is the source of this 300-nucleotide messenger RNA. RefSeq lists its product as uncharacterized. The transcript has a single exon. The record is from RefSeq and is a predicted model, not a curated record. NCBI's taxonomy places the organism in Eukaryota, Fungi, Ascomycota, Sordariomycetes, Glomerellales, Glomerellaceae. The coding region runs from base 1 to 300 and encodes 99 amino acids.